AUGGGGAAGAAGAUGAACUGCUACAACAGUUUGACCUCCGGUGACGGAAAGUUAGAGGAUAAGAAACGUUGGAGGCAGAGCACUGCAGAAAGCGGCGUGUUCACACAGAGCCCCGGCUCCUUCGCCUCCGUCCUGACGUUCACUUUCGGAGACCUGCGCCGCUCUACGGCGGCCAAUGCGUCCGGCUUUAACGUCCCCUGGAAGAGGGAGGAUUACUGUCCCACAGACCCCUCCAACCUAGCAUUAGUCAAAAUGGCGAGCAAUAUUGGAGCCAUACAGGGCAAGCCCGUGAUCAGACUGAAGCUGGGGAAGCUAAAGGUGGUGCGGCGGCAGCUGCUGCAGAGGUAUGAACACCAGCCCUUUGUCUCCUGUCUGGCUGGUCUCUAUGGUUGCCAAUGGAGACGAUACCAAAGAGCCCGUGCACAACCGGGAGAGUGCUGCUGCAGCAAGGUGGAAUGUGGCAGUUUUGGCCUCCUGAUCCUAACCUUCUUUCUGAGCUUCGUUUUCCUCUAUUUCUGGACUGAAGCUCAGAACGACUACAAUGACUUUGACUGGUUCAACUUUGGGACUCUUGGGUUCUGGUUCCCCUGGUCUCUGGUCCUGCUGACUGUUGCAGCUGCUCUCUUUGCAUACAUUGCCCUAUUACUGGUCCUGGCUGUGUGUCUGCUGUCUGAAGGUCAAAGGUUGUACUUACACUGGAGCCACAAGACUGGCCUUGUGGUGACACUCUUGUUCUCCGUCGCAGCCACUGCCGUCCUCUCUGACCUCUGGAGCAAAGAGUGGAAGACUCUCCUUCUCUCACUGCAGGUCACAGCACCUUUCCUUCACCUGGGUGCCGUCUCCAUCAUGGCAGUCCUCUCAUGGCCCAUUGCGCUGCACUUCUUCAGAAUGAACAAGAAAGUGCGUCAAAUUGCAGUCCUGGGUCUCUUCCUGUCCGCCCUGUUCUCUCUGUACCUGGUGCCUCUGGGAAUGUACUCCCCCUGCAUUAAAGAGGCAGGAACACUGGGACCUGCCCCCACUCUCAUUGGACAUAGAGGAGCUCCCAUGCUUGCUCCGGAGAAUACUAUCAUGUCGUUUGAAAAGGCAGUGGAAGCUAGAGGACGAGGACUGGAGACUGAUGUCACCAUUAGUUAUGACGGUGUUCCAUUCCUGAUGCAUGACUCAACGUUGAGGAGGACCACUAAUGUUGAGGACGUUUUUCCAAAUCGAACUCACCUGGACGCCUCCAUGUUUACAUGGACCGAGUUACAACAGCUGAAUGCUGGCGGCUGGUUCUUAUCGAGGGAUCCCUUUGGCACGGCAUCGUCGCUGUCUGACGAAGAUCGCUUGCAGGCACAAAACCAGUCGGUGCCCUCACUGGCCCAAUUCCUGGAGGUGGCUGCCAAAAGCAGCAGACUAGUGCUGUUUGAUCUGCGCAGGCCACCAUACGGACACCCCUACAGACAGUCGUACAUCAACACCACUCUGGAGGUCGUGCAAGCCCACAUCAAUUCCUCCCAGGUGUUGUGGCUGCCGUCAGAAGACAGGAAGCUGGUCCAUGCUGUCGACCCAGAGCUGCAGCAAACCUCAGGAGAGAAAGCCUCCAUCCAGGAACUGACAGAUGAGCACAUCGUCAGACUGAACCUGCACUACAGCAGCAUGUCACAGCAGCAGAUACGCAAAUAUCUGUCAGUGAACAUCAGCACCAACCUGUAUGUGAUCAGCCAGCCGUGGCUCUACACCCUGGCCUGGUGCGCUGGAGCUCAGUCUGUCACCACCAACUCCAUCCACAUCCUGUCCCGGAUGAGCAAGCCCCUCUUCCUGAUGACGCCAGAAGAGUACGGUCUGAUGUGGAUCCUCACGGAUGUGGUGUCCGCCGUCCUCAUCUUUGCAAUUUUCGUAUUCCACUGGUGGAGAGAAAGAGGCCUGCCCUUCUGGUCCGGCAGCCGCCAGACCCACGAGAACGGACCGUACAGCAAGUUCAGGACAGAGAUGAGUGACGUGUGGUCCAUUUCCAGUGUGAACGUUCGGCCUGACCUAAGGAGCACCCCCGGCUCCCCCAGCGUGCCUCACCUGCCCACCAUCUCAGAGGAGUAACUCGGAUGAGGAAGAGAAUGAGAGGCAAGAAAGAAACCCGCAAAGAACGGAGAAAGAACUUGUUUAUAGUGUUUGCUGAGCCAACAUACGUGCUAGUCUAGUUAGUUUUUCAACCCUAAUUAUCAUCUAGAAAGAGUUGAACUCCCAGACCUCAACCUGGUUUGCUUCAGGUUGGCUGUAAGAUUAGCAAACACAACACUUUUUGAGGGCAAAGUGAUCAGAAACAUCAGAGAAAGGGGUUUUGGUAAGCUUUCCUCCCAAAUGUCUGCUUACAUGCUCUCUCUGUACUCCGACUGGCCCAGUGUUCUUCAGCAAAUAAAGACUCUGGGAUAGAGCUCCUUAGCUCCUCCGUCCACUCCACCGCUUUCAUAUUACAGGUGGCAUCAAACGCCUGGAAGGUGGACCCACUAAACCUGAGACCGACGCAUCCAAGAACACGCUGGUAUCUAAAACGUUGGAACUCCACUAGAUGAGCUGAGAGAAAGUUCACCCCAAAAAGGAAGGAAAAAUACAUUCUGCUGUAAAAAGACAAAAGCUGCUUUCUUUGUUGCCGUCUCUUAUGCCUAGAUAUUGAAAACCAAACCUCGGAGAGGAGAAGCUCUUGUCAUCAGAACUAUGAAUGCAAACAUCGUGGGCAGAUAUUUUCCGCAUAAGCUGUAGUUUUUCAUUGUUUGCUGUUUGAGAAAACUUUAUACAGCGUCUGAAGAAGACAUAUUGUGCAUAAUUUCUAUAUAUUAAAAACCCAUCUGUGAUGAGGUAAGGAAGGAUGUGACCAUCUAUCUGCAAAUCUGAUGCUACGUUCACACCUGGUAUUUGACACAGAAUGUCGAUACUAGCAUAUGUACCGAUAGUUGGAAGAGGCUUGGUGCGAAACGUCGAUUGGCACUUCCGUGUUAUGUAACGUAUGCUACCCAUACCUCACUACCCAAUCCAAACCCUGAUUGGUCAACGCUCGACCUGACUUAACUUUCAACGUGCGUUUCGUGGACGUGCGUUUUGUUCGUAGAGCCCGAAAACGGACUGAGAAACUUGCGUCACGGCACAGGAACGCAAGAGUUUUGAACACAGAAGCCAGAAACAUUUGUACACAUUCGUUCUCAUAGACUUUUCAUUAAAAGUGGCUGCUUGAACGCGUGUUGCAGAGGUCGGUGUGAACGCAUGUGUGAAAUGUCCAAAACCAUUGAAAAUAAUGACACAGCUCUUGAGAAUGCUACACAUAAACAUUCUAAAAUGGUUUUCCAGGAACUCCCUGUCAGAUUUUUAGUUUAAUCAUUUCCUGGAACUCCCAUAAAAGUGUAUGAUUGCUGUCAGUAUGUCACUGUACUCCUAAGGCGUGGCGAGCAGGUGGACUCUGACUACUGAUAAACCAGGACGUUUCCGUGCUAAAUGUAUGGAGAGCAGUUGGGAUAAAUGCCAACUUGCAGCUGCAGGGUGACUGAUGCCAAACAGCAAAACAUGGUAGUAGUUGGGUAAUUAUCGCACCAUUUCCUCUUGAUCCAGGAAGCAGCAGAGUUGUUAAGUUGUUGGGUUUUUUUUUUCGCUGUUCCUUGUUUAUUAACAAAAAUAUAAUCAAGAUUUUUUUUAAAUUAAUUUGUAUAUUUUCUAUUACAAAUAGAACGACAGACGAGUAAAGAUGAAGGAGUGUUUUUAACCACAGCAAUAAGAGGAGUGAACUCGCUAUUUCUGUUUCCAAACUGUUUUUCAUCAAUUUAUCUUUACGGCAUGUUGAAAAUCUGCCUACUGUUUUCAAACUAUGUCCUGUUAGCAAUUUUAUAAAAAAAUAAUACCCAGAAACAGCUGAUCUCAAGGCCGGACUGAGAUGCAGCACAAAGAAAAUCCAACUCCAAACCGUUUUUAAAAGCGAUCCUGAUUACCUGUGAAUUCUGCAGAGCUGCUGGGUCCCAUAAAGCCCCACAGAGCUGGAGGCGAGCUCAGUAGGUCUCCUUUAAGCUUCACUCUGUGUGGGAGUUAUUUGACGUGUUC
Molecule: messenger RNA, 4059 nt
Organism: Oryzias latipes (Japanese medaka)
Lineage: Eukaryota; Metazoa; Chordata; Actinopteri; Beloniformes; Adrianichthyidae
Source: RefSeq, a predicted model, not a curated record